Molecule: messenger RNA, 1967 nt
Organism: Scylla paramamosain (green mud crab)
Lineage: Eukaryota; Metazoa; Arthropoda; Malacostraca; Decapoda; Portunidae
Product: galactosylgalactosylxylosylprotein 3-beta-glucuronosyltransferase S-like
Exons: 8
Coding region: 1-1002 (333 amino acids)
Biological process (GO): carbohydrate metabolic process; chondroitin sulfate proteoglycan biosynthetic process
Cellular component (GO): Golgi membrane
Molecular function (GO): galactosylgalactosylxylosylprotein 3-beta-glucuronosyltransferase activity
Source: RefSeq, a predicted model, not a curated record
AUGAACACUUGUGACUAUGCCUUCGCCCACACCUGCCUUUCGUGUCUAGCCAUCAGAAGGCCAGCGCGUUGCAAGUGGACAGCCGCCCUAGAUCACCGCUCCGUGAUGCAUUGUAGGGCGUGGCAUGAAGUGAUGCGGGUGAUGGUGGUGGUGGAGGCACUGCUGCUGGUGGCGGGGAUGCAUUGGCUGGUCUCCUGCAGAGCCCGGUGUGCGCCUGGCAGAGGCGGUAUGAUGGAAGAGGAGCCUAUGGACUCGUCUUGGCCGCCGGUGUACCUGGUGACACCAACCUACCGCCGCACCGCCCAGAUGGCUGACUUGACCCGCCUGGCUCAGACCCUCAUGCUGGUGCCCGGCCUGCACUGGGUGGUGGUGGAGGAUGCCGAGGUGAGGAGCGAGGCAGUGGCUGAACUUCUGGAUCGGACAGGUCUCCGGUACACCCACCUGGCCGCCACCAAGCCACCUAACUUCAAGAAGAAGUUUUUGGGUCGCGGCGUCUUCAACAGACGCGAGGGGCUGCGCUGGCUGAGGCAGCACGCGACGGAGGGCGUUCUUUAUUUCGCUGACGACGACAACACCUACGAUGUCCGGAUCUUCCAUGAGAUUCGGCGGACCCAGCGGGUAUCGGUGUUCCCAGUAGGCAUGAUUCUGCAGCUGGGCAUUAGUUCCCCCGUGGUGCGCAACGGAAAGGUGGUGAAAUUCCACGACGGCUUUCAGGCAGGGAGGAAGUUCGCCCUGGACAUGGCUGGCUUUGCGGUGAACCUGCGGGUGCUGCACGCCAACCCUCAGGCCACCAUGCCGGAACGACUAACAUUCUUGGAGGAUGGCUUCCUUAAGCAACUCCAUCUCGAGCUGGAAGACCUGGAGCCCCUUGCGUCAGGCUGUACGGAGGUGUUGGUGUGGCACACGAGGACACAAUCUUCCCCCACACCGUUACUGGAAAACCUAUCCAAGGAAGACAUGGACACCAACUUGAUCACGCUGUACCGCAACAUGCUCCGCUGACCCACGCUCCUCUAUCUUCCUCUCUGCUCAUCACGCUCUCUCAGCUCACUGAACGUGCACAUAACGCGCAUCUUAGCCAGAGUUCGUUACUUUGUCUUAUGCGACUCAUCCGUGUGUGUGUGAGGGGGGAGGGGGAGUGUGUGUGUGUGUGUGUGUGUGUGUGUGUGUGUGUGUGUGUGUGUGUGUGUGUGUGUGUGUGUGUGUGUGUGUGUGUGUGUGUGUGUGUGGGUGGGUGGGUGCAGGCAUGCAGGUCUUAAAUAAAAACCGAAUGAAGAUAAGAGUUGAAAUACACUGGAAUGGAAAUAUAAGUGCACUACAGUUACUUCGAAUGUAAACAAAAAAUAAAAAACGAACGAAAAAAAUUUAUUCCAGCAUUCAUGAAUAUUCUAUAGGUGAAGGAAAGGUGUCUCCUGGCCUCAGGUGAGUGUGUCAUCAGGUGUGGCUUUACGAAAAGUAUCGAUAUUGUCACUGGCUAAGAAACUUGUCCUGGAUGAUGCUGUAACUAUGCUGACCAACUGUUUUCUAAAGGCUCGCUACAACAGAAACUGAGUAUGGUUCAUUUGUGAGUUUAGCCUCUUUCAAAUUCAUUACGCAGGUUUCACUUCUAUUAUUUUCCUGUUGUUAGAAUACUGAACAUCAUUUAGAUGUGUAACACUAGGAUGUUGUACAGCUGAUCGAAAUUCUACUAUAAUUCUUAUAGUGUUAAAGAACGGUGAAAAUUAAUUAUUUCUUUAACUUUACAGAAAAAAACCACUAUGAAGUAUAAAUGUACUAUUCAUUCAUUAAUAUUUCAAAUAAGCAUUCUUUAUCCAAGUAUAGGGAAGAGAAAUUCGGAUGCAGUUAUUUUUAACUGACUGGAAUGUCCUGCAAUGUUGCAUCAAAGAAUACUGAAAUAGCAGCAUCAAAUAUUUACAUUGCCUUUCUCAUAUAAUUAAAUAUUGAAAACACGAAUUUUCUUCUAUUCU